AUGGACUAUAAAGAAGAGCAAACUCAAGAACUUGAAGUAUUAAAAAGUAUAUAUCCGGAUGAGUUAGAAGAGAUUGCCGAAGACGAAUUUCGAAUAAUACUUGAACCCGAAGAGCAAGACAUAGAUGCGCCAUUAACGGUAGCAUUACGCAUAAAAUUUACUCCAACAUAUCCAGAAAGUUUUCCCGAGAUAAGCAUCGAAAGAAUCAAGGGCGAAUUAUCAGAUGCAGAGCAAGACGAGUUUUUGAAUGGAUUGCUUAAAGUUGUAGAAGGUUCGCUCGGCAUGCCAAUAGGAUUCGACUUGGCAACAUCAUUGAAGGAUAUGUUGACAUCUUAUGUUGUUGAAAACAAAGAAAAGCGGAGACUGGAAGUGGAAGAGAGACUUAGGCGAGAAAUUGAGGCCGAAGAAUCCAAGUUCCAAGGGACCAAGGUUACAGUAGCGUCAUUUUUAGAAUGGAAAGCACGAUUUGAUCAGGAGUUAUUUGAAAAAGAGGAAGCAGCGAGAGGAAGCGCUGCAAUAAGGCGUGAGGAAACCAGGAAACAGAAACCAACAGGUGAAUUUAAAGAAGAGAAUGCGACAAGUCGUUGA
Paraglomus occultum is the source of this 588-nucleotide messenger RNA. The record is from the annotation of a GenBank genome assembly. NCBI's taxonomy places the organism in Eukaryota, Fungi, Glomeromycota, Glomeromycetes, Paraglomerales, Paraglomeraceae.